AUCCAUCCAUUUUCUACAUGAAAUGCAUUAAACAACAUUUUAUUCAAUUUAAUUAGAUAAUAGAUUUUAUACAUUUAAAAUUUUAAGUUCCGUGUGUUUAAAUACGUAAAUUUAGGCAUCACGCAAAACGUAUCUAUUACGGAACCAAAAAUAUUUAAGUGUUUCCGGGGGGACGGGUUUUGUCGAUACGCUUGCCCGACAGGCUCGUUCGCACCUCCUAUGAAUGGAAGAUAUUAGAUGUAAAAGCCUUGAUUUGGGAAUGAGAACUGGAUGUAUACAUUUUGGUUGUAGUCGGUUUCUUUCGAUGUAAAUUUGCUGAAGCUCUUUUAAUAAUUAUAAUUAAAAGUGUUCGCCUGUAGGUUGAGCGGAAGCUGAGUAGCGGUUAGCCUAACUACCAGUGAGGCUAACGUCUAAAGGCGUCUCCGAGGGAAAUCCAAAGUGAAGAUGUUUGAGACUAUAAUGGAACUACCGGUGGAAAGACAGAUAUUUAAUGCUGUUCUUGGGUUCUCAUGGACAGUGUAUCUUUGGGAGGCAUAUCUGUCCUACAGACAGAGGAGGAUAUAUAGGUCAACAACACAUGUACCACAGGAGCUUGGCAAGAUCAUGGAUCCUGAAACGUUUGAGAAGUCGCGCCUUUAUCAGCUGGAUAAGAGCAACUUUAGCUUUUGGUCGGGACUUUAUUCUGAGAUGGAAGGAACCCUGAUCCUACUCCUGGGUGGAAUCCCAGUUCUCUGGGAUGUUGCCGGAUCCUUGACAGCUCGCUUAGGAUUCUCGCCGGAAUUUGAGAUCACCCAGUCCUUAGUGUUCCUGAUGCUCUCCACUUUGUUCUUCGCCAUAACUGGACUUCCCUGGAGUUUGUACAACACGUUUGUGAUUGAGGAGAAGCAUGGCUUUAAUCAGCAGACGUUGGGGUUCUUCCUCAAAGAUGCCGUGAAGAAGUUUGUUGUGACUCAGUGCAUCCUGUUGCCUGUGACUUCACUUCUCCUGUACAUCAUAAAGAUUGGUGGAGAUUACUUCUUUAUCUAUGCUUGGCUUUUUACCCUGGCUGUUUCUCUGGUUCUUGUAACAAUCUACGCUGACUACAUCGCUCCCCUGUUUGACAAGUUCACCCCUUUGCCAGAAGGAGAGUUAAAAGCAGCCAUAGUGGAAAUGGCUAAAAGUUUAAGCUUCCCACUCACUAAAAUUUAUGUAGUUGAAGGUUCCAAGCGAUCGUCACACAGCAAUGCUUACUUCUAUGGCUUUUUCAAGAACAAGCGCAUCGUGCUGUUCGACACUUUGUUGGAAGACCAUUCGCCUCUUAACAAAGUUGUAGAGCCGCAGUCUGAGCAGCCGGAGAAUGACGAGACAUCCAGCGAGUCAAAAGCCAAACCCAAGAACAAGAAACAAGGAUGCAACAACCCAGAGAUCCUUGCUGUUUUGGGUCAUGAGCUUGGCCACUGGAAGCUUGGUCAUACCGUCAAGAAUAUACUGAUCAGUCAGAUGAACUCCUUCCUGUGCUUCUCCCUGUUUGCUGUUCUGAUUGGACGCAAGGAGCUGUUUGAAGCCUUUGGAUUCGUCAACAGCCAGCCCACAUUAAUAGGCUUGAUGAUUAUCUUCCAGUUCAUAUUUUCUCCUUACAAUGAGCUUCUGUCUUUCUGUCUGACGGUCCUGAGUCGCAGGUUUGAGUUCCAGGCAGAUGCCUUUGCACGUGGAAUGGGCAAAGCCUCAGAGCUCUACUCUGCUCUCAUCAAGCUGAACAAGGACAACCUGGGCUUUCCUGUUGCAGACUGGUUGUUCUCCAUGUGGCAUUAUUCCCACCCUCCUCUCCUCGAGCGCCUUAGGGCACUGGGCAACGUCAAGCAAGACUGACGGGGCUGGACGAGGGAGCGGCGACCGCCGUUCCCUCCGAAGGGCCUCCGUAGGCCUCUCCUGGCCCUGUGAUGCAUCCUGACCUCUUCUUCUUCCCCUCCAUCUACUUUUAUCUUAUUUUAGCCUUUUCCUUCUCAUUUCCUAUACUUUACAUUUUGUCCUAUUGUUUUAAGCAAAACCAAACCAUAUUGGCACAAAACAACCUAAAACAUUUAGCCUUUACUAUUGUUUAUUUUAAAAUGCCAGUUAUGCACUUGAGGUGAGCAAUUUGGAAAAUGUUUGUUUAAAAGUUUUUAGGAAGAUUUUGUCAGAGUACAUUUCAGAUUAGCUUGACUUAAAAUUAUUGUUGUGUACAUUUUUCAGGUUUUUUUUAUUUAAAAAAGAACAGAUGAAAUUUUAAGCCUGUUUGAGUUAGAAUAUUUUAGUUUUGUGAUGCAAACUAGUGGUAACAGGAGAACAACUUCUUUUGAAUAAUUACCAAAGUAGUUCAUCUAACAGCCUAUCACAAUUUUACAAGUUUAGCAUAAAAAGCUACUUAAUACGUACUCAUGACAGUACUUUGUACAAAAAGCCCAGAUUUUGAUUUAUCUAUCAAGUGCAACGCUUGCCCCAAAUUAAGUUAUUUGCUCAAAUGAACAACUUUUAGGUGAGGGAAGCAGGUUACCUUGACUAAAUGCGAGAGCCUCUAAUUACCUUUUUGUUCUGAUAGUGGACACAAUGUGAACAGAGCAGUUCAAAAAGUUUCAUUUGAUCUUGGAUUAGAUGUGUGUUUUUUAUUUUCUACAGGAAAUGUGAUAUUUUUCUUAAGCACUUGCUUGCUUUUAAGGAUCCAAGCAGACCUGUAUGUAAUGUAACUUUUGUGAUUAGUUAGAAUUUAUGAAUUGAAUUGUAUAAUUGUUGGAUAUGGUUUGAAAUUUUUAGUUGACAAAAUGUUUAUUUUGUAUUUGGCUUUGUUGCAAGCCAGGAAAGUGAUAGGGCACUUUGAGAAGAGGUUCUUCGAGGCGUUUCCUUUCAGCACACGAGUCCGUUUGGUUUGUUAAAAAAUGGGAUUGUAUGCUUUCUUUGUUGCCUUGAAUAAAAUCCUAAAAAGUUUUUUUUUUGUUUUGAUAAAAUUAAAGGUAAAACAUCGCUGCUUUUAUUAUACAGAACGUUUGAACAAUCUAUGAAUGUAAGUAGUGUGCUUCUUUAUUAAAGAUAUUCUAUAUUGA
This is a messenger RNA of Nothobranchius furzeri (turquoise killifish), 3056 nucleotides long. RefSeq names its product zinc metallopeptidase, STE24 homolog (gene zmpste24). Gene Ontology annotation, molecular function: metalloendopeptidase activity. Lineage: Eukaryota; Metazoa; Chordata; Actinopteri; Cyprinodontiformes; Nothobranchiidae. Gene Ontology annotation, biological process: CAAX-box protein processing. Gene Ontology annotation, cellular component: endoplasmic reticulum membrane. The record is from RefSeq and is a predicted model, not a curated record.